Hansenula ciferrii is the source of this 1053-nucleotide messenger RNA. RefSeq names its product histone deacetylase HST2 (gene HST2). The transcript has a single exon. Gene Ontology annotation, molecular function: NAD+ binding; histone deacetylase activity, NAD-dependent. Lineage: Eukaryota; Fungi; Ascomycota; Saccharomycetes; Phaffomycetales; Wickerhamomycetaceae. Bases 1 to 1053 code for a protein of 350 amino acids. The record is from RefSeq and is a predicted model, not a curated record.
AUGUCACACCAAAAAGACCUCAAGAAACUAGCAGCUCUAUUGAAAUCCAAAUCCCAACCAAAAGUCAUUUUCAUGCUUGGUGCUGGUGUCUCAACAUCUAGUGGUAUUCCAGAUUUCCGUUCCCCAGAUACAGGUUUAUAUCACAAUUUACAAUCAUUAAACUUACCAUACGCAGAAGCUGUUUUCGAUCUUUCAUUUUUCAAAUCAACCCCAAAGCCUUUCUAUACAUUGGCUCAAGAACUUUAUCCUGGUCAAUAUGUCCCUUCUAAAUUACAUUAUUUUGUUAGAUUAUUACAAGAUAAAGGUUUAUUACAAAGAGUUUAUACACAAAACAUCGAUACUUUAGAAAGGGUUGCUGGUGUGGAAAAUGAUUUCAUUGUUGAGGCACAUGGCUCAUUUGCUGAGAAUCACUGUAUUAAAUGUGGCGAUAAAUAUUCAAAUGAUGAGUUUAAAGCUAAGAUCUUCGCAAAGGAAAUUCCAAAAUGUUUAAAGUGUAAAGGUCUUGUUAAACCUGAUAUUGUGUUUUUCGGUGAAGGUUUACCUGAAAGAUUCUUUACAUGUUGGGAAGAAGAUCUUGAGUUAUUAGAAAGUGCUAAAGAUGAUGAAUAUAUUACUAUAACUGCUGGUACUUCGUUAACAGUAUAUCCAUUUGCAUCAUUACCGAGUGAAGUACCGAAAUCUCAUAAUAGAGUCUUGGUUAAUAAGGAGAAAGUUGGAAGUUUCAAACAAAAUAGAACAAAUGACCUGGUUUUCUUGAAAGAUUGUGAUGGGUUUGCUCAAGACUUAGUUGAUGAACUAGGUUGGACAAGUGAAUUUGAAGAACUUAUUGCUAAAGAGAAUCAAAAAAUUAAAGAUGGUAAACAAGACAAAGAAUCAAAGGAAUCUAAUGAUUCUAGGGAAUCUGCUAAAGAAAAAUCAAAAGAUGUUGCUAAAGAUGUUGCUAAAGAAAUUAAGAAACACGAUAUUGAUGAAGAAAGUUUAGAGAAAUUAAAAGCUGGUAUUGAAGAUUUAAAUAUUGCUAAAUCGAAAGGACCAGAAUCUAAAAGUAUAUAA